GUGAGACAGUGAGAUUUGCCGACGCCGAGCACCAUGCAUGGUUCGACCCCACACUGUGGCAGGCUGUGUCCCCCAGCGAGGAGCUUGAGCCAAGUGGGCACAUCUUUUCUGUGGAUGAGGAACGUGUCCCGUGCCGCUACGAUGAUGUUAUCUUCCAGCCCGAAACCUCCUUCCGGAUAAACAUCGACUCAUCACAGCGAGUGAUUAAUCUCCGCAGCAUCUCUCUCAUGGGCCAGGAGUUCAGCAGCCCCGAGGCCUGGGCUGGGUACCUGCGGGGUCCCUCUGCUCCACUGCAGUUUCACGGCAAUGGCACUCUCCAGGUGACGGGCACCAGCUGUUCCGACAAGUCUGGCUGUUCCUGCGGGAAUGCUCCGGAUGGCCACCGCAUCUGCGCAGCCCUGCUCAGGGCGUCGGGGAGGCAGUGCCCAGCACUGACGUGCCAGAGCCCUUUGCAGCCCCUUGGCCACUGCUGCGAGGUCUGCGGGGCCACCAUUAGCCUGGAUUUCACUCCUUAUUUUGACCUGCAGAAGUACCGGGACAGACUGGUCCAAGCCUUGCUGAGCCAGCCCAAGUAUGCUGGCGUGCAGAUGGCCAUAUCCAAGGUGGACAAAGCACAGACCUUCCUGGGAGUCAUACCCCGAAGCUCCACUCCCCUCAUCCAAAUCGUGCUGAUCGAUGAUGGGGCAGGAGUGCAAACCGGCACUGCUGCGGAGCAGCUGGCAGCAGACAUCAUGGAGCACAUCACACAGCACGGUGAGGCGCUUGGCAUCUCAAGUGCCAAAAUGGAGGUGGCCUCUGGCAGCACUUUGAGCAGGCAAGUGGGAAGCUAUGCAUCAAGCAAGAUCACAGCAGGGACGGUCUCGGGGCUGCUCUUCAGUCUCCUGUUGCUUGGAGGGAUCCUCUUUCUCUACAGAAAAGGAAAACUAAGGUUGCCCACCCUGCGCGUCCCCCGGCCCUGGGACAGAGCGGAGGACCUGGUGUCCCCUGCACCAGGCAGUGACAAAGGCUUCGACAACCCCAUGUUCGACGUGGAACCACCAAGUGUUGAUCCUGGAGAGGAGACAGGGCAGGAGACGGCUCCCAAAGACCACCAGGUAUUCUACCUCAACCCUCUGUAUGAUGCAAGUGAGACGGAGACCUGA
Molecule: messenger RNA, 1142 nt
Organism: Pterocles gutturalis (yellow-throated sandgrouse)
Lineage: Eukaryota; Metazoa; Chordata; Aves; Pterocliformes; Pteroclidae
Gene: AMN
Product: amnion associated transmembrane protein
Exons: 8
Biological process (GO): receptor-mediated endocytosis; intracellular protein localization
Cellular component (GO): apical plasma membrane; endocytic vesicle
Source: RefSeq, a predicted model, not a curated record